CAGAGGUUACACAGGAUGGACACUGGACAGAGAUUGACAUUAUUGCGUCAAGCUGCUGUGAUCAUUUCAUUGUUUAUUGUUCACAAGAACUCCAAGCUCGGUGCCAAAAUGGUGAACUGCUGUGGAUUGAUAACUGUCAAGAAUAAACCAGUGCCUCUGAAGAGUAUUGCUGUGGAAGUGAGUGUCCAGGGGCAUGUGGCCACUGUGAGCUCCACUCUGCAGUAUGAGAACCAGGAGKAGAGCCCUCUGGAGGCCAUCUUUGUUUUCCCUCUGCCAGGAGAGGCUGCUGUCUGCAGGUUCAGCGCCAAGAUAGGACAGACUGAGGUGGUGGCUGAGGUUCAGGAGAAACAYAAGGCGCGGGAGCAGUAUGAUGAUUCYUUGAGCUCGGGCCAGCAGGCCUUCCUAUUGGAGGAGAGUGAUGAGAGCCCGGACGUGUUCAAGCUGAGUGUGGGAAGUCUGCCUCCAGGGGAGAAGGCCUCUGUCAGCCUAGACUAUGUGACAGAGCUGGCUGUACAGGCUGACGAUGGCCUGAGGCUCUGCCUGCCCGCSGUGCUCAACCCCCGCUAUCAACCCCAGGGGUCAGACAGUGGUAGUGGUGGCAGUGCCCUGGUGUCCUCGGUGCCUGCUGCUUCUGUGCCCUACAGUCUGUCCCUCACUGCCCGUGUGUCGUCCCCUCAUCCCAUCUGUAGAGUAGAGUCCAACUGUCCCCUGGACCCACUCAACUACCUCAACACAGAGAAAACCCAAGCCACGGUCAGUCUGGCUGCAGGUCAUCAAUUUGACCGGGACGUUGAGCUGUUGUUGUAUUACCAAGACACCCAUCAGCCUACUGCUAUAGUAGAGGCAGCACAGACUUCUGCCAAGCCAGGCUCUCUGAUGGGCGACCCAGUGGUCAUGCUGAGCCUGUACCCAGAGUUCCCCAACGAUGUGAUGUCAUCGAUGACCUCACUCGGGGAAUUCCUUUUUGUUGUGGAUCGCUCUGGCAGCAUGUCAUUCUCCAUGCACAAUGGGUCUGGGGCUCAGGACCGCAUUGGCAGUGCCAGGGAUACUCUGCUGCUCUUGCUGAAAAGCCUGCCAAUGGGGUGCUACUUCAACAUCAUCGGCUUUGGGUCCAGUUAUGAGUCCUUCUUUCCUAAGAGUGUGGAGUACAGCCAGAAGACUAUGGAUGAGGCUCUGCAGAAGGUGAAGGCAAUGAGGGCUGAUCUCGGAGGUACAGAGAUCCUCCAGCCUUUAAAACAUAUCUACCGCCAGCCCUGCCUCCCUGACCAGCCCAGACAGCUCUUCUUGUUCACUGAUGGUGAGGUGGGGAACACCAAGGAAGUCCUGGAUCUGGUGAAGGCAAAUGCUGGCUCUCACAGGUGCUUCUCCUUUGGGAUUGGAGAGGGGGCCAGCUCUGCUCUCAUCUCUGGGGUGGCCAAGCAGGGCGGAGGGCACGCACAGUUUAUCACAGGACAGGACAGGAUGCAGCCCAAAGUGAUGCAGUCCCUCCGGUUUGCCCUGCAGCCGGCUGUGGUGGACAUCUCAGUCAAGUGGAAUGUCCCAAAGGGGGUGUCUGUCACCCCUCUGUCUCCACCAAUCAGAGUGCUCUUCCAGGGUCAAAGGGCACUGCUGUAUGCCCAGCUCACUGGGAAGAGCUCAGGGGACACAGAGGGCUCAGUGACAGUGAAGUACAGCCUGGCUGAGCAGCCUGUUGAGAACCAGCUGAGCUUCAGUCUCAAGCCUACAGAGGACACUGGACUGACCGUCCACAGGCUGGGGGCUCGAACCCUGAUCCGCUCCCUGGAGAUGGAAGAGAGGCAGGGGGAUGGGGAGAAGAAGGGAGUGAAAGAGAAGGUGGUAGAGCUCAGUGUCCAAUCAGGAGUGAGCAGUGCCUUUACUGCCUUCAUCGCUGUCCACAAAGUAGAUGGAGAGGCUGUGCAAGGACCGAUGCUACGCAGACAAGUCCCCACGGCCAAGCAGAGCAGGCAACCGAUGGGCACCAGACAGCAGAGGCUCUCGGCUAUGCCAGGGAGGAUGCAGACUCUGGUGAUGAUGUUAUCAGACUCUGACAUAAACUACAGAGAAGGCCUCUGGUUCCUGGUCCUGGAGGCAGCGUUGGCUGAGGUGCUGGGGAAGACUGAGGAGGAGCUGUGCAAGGACCGAUGCUACGCAGACAAGUCCCCACGCCAAGUGAGUGAGUAUGGCUAUGCACCAGAGGAUGUACAGGGGUCUAAAGGAGCUUUACUGGGAAAAGACUCUGGUGAUGAUGUAUCAGACUCUGACAUAAACUACAGAGGGUAUAUGGGUUUUCGUCGUCCGAGGAAGAGGAAUGGGACGAAAGUGCAGCGUGACUCUGACUGUCCAGCCCAGCCUCUGAUCUGCAAUGGACCUCUCCUCCAGCUGAUCUCCCUCCAGAAGGCCUCUGGUUCCUGGGUCCUGGAGGCAGCGUUGGCUGAGGUGCUGGGGAAGACUGAGGAGGAGGUGGCCAAGCCAAAGCCUGCACCGGUGGACCAGGAGGUGUGGGCCACGGUUCUAGCCCUGGUAUGGCUCUAUGGGUUCAAGAUGGAGGCUCAGGAGGAGUGGCAGUUUCUGGCCARGAAGGCAGUAUCAUGGAUCCAGGCUCAGAAAGCAGCCAGUGUGUCUGAGUGUGUCCAGGCUGGGAACACCCUUCUGGGUUGCCAGGUGCAGAAAGAAACCCUGGGAUUCUGAGACGUUCACCCUGGCUGUCCCCCACAUUCCUGCUACUCUACCUGGGGUAAGAUAUACAUGCAAACCCACCUGCUCCUGGUCCCCUCCUCAAAGCAACAUGGUGGAACUAGCUACUGUACUGGUCUGAACAAGCCUAAUUAUCAACCUCUUACCUAUAUUAGCCUACUGUCAUUUAAUGUAGGGGCACUUAUGUAUCUCAAUGUAUUGGUUGUUAUUAACAUAUCAACAUGAAUCUAUGUAUUACAUAUACAGCUAUACUUGUUAGACUUUGCUUUGGUUAUCAAUUCCAUAAAGCCUACUGGAAACAAUGUGUUAACAGUACUUGUCAUCACUAACCAAAAUGCUUGGUAAAAUGGAAAGCAAGAUGAGUGCCUUUCCUAGUGCCUUUACUGUGUGAUCAUGUAACACUGUCUAUAUUCAUGUAUUUCCUCAUAUUUUACCACUGUACUUAAAUCAUAUGAUAAAAUCAAUGAUAUUCUACAUGUU
This is a messenger RNA of Salvelinus sp. IW2-2015, 3174 nucleotides long. The record is from RefSeq and is a predicted model, not a curated record. NCBI's taxonomy places the organism in Eukaryota, Metazoa, Chordata, Actinopteri, Salmoniformes, Salmonidae.